AUGUACUAAUGCAUGCGGGAUGAUAUGCAUGUGUACUGUGUGUCGGUACUGUGUAUACGGCCGGUGCGCGCAUGCUGGCAGUGUGGUACGUAAGUACAGUCAAUCAUCAGCGUUGCCCACAAAUAAUUUGCACUCAACAUUUGCCUGCAUGAACAUGUACACCGCACCAUGACAAUGUGGACGUUUUCCUGUUGCUAACAUCCGUUUUUGACACUCAGCUAGCUAGCGUUCAUACUUGGAGUUUUUGACCAGGCAUAUUCCGUGCACGACGUCAGGCGGCCGCAAUGGAGGCUGACAAGAGGUUAGACGUGAAGGCUCCACCGUUGACAGAAAUAUUUGGUCAAGGGGAUCAUGGUUACAAUACAUUUAGAAUUCCUGCUAUUGUCUACAAUCGCCGGACUUUACUAGCUUUUUGUGAAGCUAGGAAGAGUUCAUUCCGGGACUGGGGAAGCAUGGAUUUGGUUCUGCGGAGGGGCAUAUUGAAAGAUGAUGAAGUGAUAUGGGGCGAUAUUCAAGUUAUAGCUUCAAUGCCUGAAUACAGAACCAUGAACCCUGUGCCCAUAGUCAACAAAAGAACCAACAGCAUCGUUCUUGUCUUCGUCGCAUUCCCUCAGGACCUCUCGGAAGCAGAUCUCAUUAAAGGACAGGAGUACCAGCAGAAAGUGCUGGUAACCAAAUCCAGAGACAAUGGGUUAACAUGGAGUGAGCCACGCGACGUCUCAGAGACAACGCUGGGAAUGAUGGACCCACGGCCUCAUAUAUACGCAUCAGGUCCUGGACAUGGAAUUCAGUUGACUUCAGGACGGCUGGUUGUUCCUGGUAGCGUAUUCUGGAAACCACCACAUGAGACUGGUUUCCUCUCAGAGAUCAAACACAAGAUUCUGGAGUUCUUUGACUGCUUCUACAAUGCACAAAGCCGUUCCAUGGUGAUAUACAGCGAUGAUGGUGGAGAAACGUGGGAGCAGGGAGGUGGGGUACCAGCUGCCUUCGACCAGGAAGGGCAACUAGUAAAUGCCAAUGAAUGCCAGAUAGUAGAAUUUGAUGAUGGCAGAGCCUACAUCAACAGCAGGACCCUAGGCGUUCAAACGCCACGGCAACAAGCUUUUAGCCAAGAUGGCUGCUUGACCUUUAACCCUGGUGAGCUAGCCACUCAGCUUCCAGAGCCUGGACACACGCUGACCAAAUGGAUUCCUUCAGUUCGUAACUUUGGUGGCUGUCAGGCCAGUAUUCUUGGUUUCCGUGCUCCCAGUAGUGUGCCGCCUGAUGCCUAUGACAUGACCUCAUGGGUGCUAUUCUCUAACCCUGCAAGCACUGAGACCCGUGUCAACAUGUCGGUGCGCCUCAGUCGCAAUGGCUGCCGGACGUGGAGCGCCCCCUGGCAGCUGAACUCUGGGGCCAGUGCAUACUCAGACCUGGUCGGUUACGAGACCCGCACCAGUGACAGGGUACCAGUCUUGAACUUUGCCUGCCUGUACGAGUGCGGUAGUUUACACCCGUAUGAAAGAAUUGUAUUCCAAACGUUCACGCUAGAGAAAAUGAUGCAAGGUGUUGGCAUGGAGACCAAAGCUGAACCCACUCAAGAUAUCCCAGAAAGUGCACUAGAGACGUAAGAAUAUUUGUGUUAAUAUAUUUAAAAAAAAGUCUGUAUGUUAAUAUUAAGAAAUUGUGAUAUCUUCCAGUUUAGUAAAUUGUAUGAAAGUACCAACAUAUCAUUCAGUGUUGCAAAUUUUGUGGAAAUUUUAAAGACAGUAAAUUUCAAUAAACUUUAGAAAUUCAUUGGGAAUUUUCUAAAAUGUGAGGGAACUGAUUUUUUUAAUGUGCCAAUUUUUCUAGUGUGUAUUUGGCAGCAGAUCACUGGAUAAUCUUACCUAUUUUACUUCAUGUGUAUAGUGAUAUCCUCUCAUUUGAGCCAAUUGGACCAUUUCAAAACCCCAGGCAAAAACACAUUAAAGCCUUUUCAUUAUGUGUAAAGGGUUGUAUACAGUGCCAUACAGCUUAAUAUGUCCUAGGCUUUCUCAUUGAAGAAAAAAGCUUUUCCAGAUCAUUUAGCGAAAUUUAACAGAACAUUUCCGUAACUUUCCAUGGAAAGUUUCCAAAGUUAUCUUGAAAUUUGUGACCCAUAGCAACACUAGUCUUAUUGGCAUUAGAUGUUUGCCCCUCUGCUCUCUUGAUCUUACAGAGAUAAAACGGAUUGUUUUCACUGCAUAAAGACGGAGAGCUUGGCCAGAAACCUUUAUACGUUUUAAAUCAAAUUUCUGAUAACAUUCCAGGUUCAUGUUUUUUUACUUUCAUGUACAGAUGUUUGAUUUUUGAGUGGUCGGGCACAACCCAACUACUGUCUGGAUUUGUUACGAUUAAUCUU
This is a messenger RNA of Patiria miniata (bat star), 2362 nucleotides long. Its product is annotated as sialidase-3-like. Gene Ontology annotation, cellular component: cytoplasm; lysosome; membrane. The record is from RefSeq and is a predicted model, not a curated record. The transcript has 8 exons. The coding region runs from base 285 to 1610 and encodes 441 amino acids. Gene Ontology annotation, molecular function: exo-alpha-sialidase activity. Gene Ontology annotation, biological process: ganglioside catabolic process; oligosaccharide catabolic process. Lineage: Eukaryota; Metazoa; Echinodermata; Asteroidea; Valvatida; Asterinidae.